Amoebophrya sp. A25 is the source of this 1305-nucleotide messenger RNA. The record is from the annotation of a GenBank genome assembly. Lineage: Eukaryota; Dinophyceae; Syndiniales; Amoebophryaceae.
UCACGCUCAGCAACACGGAAUCAAGAUGCACCAUGCAACGGCUCCAUCUGCUACUCAGCAGCACUUGUACUCAGCCGCACCGGCAGCCACGACCACAAGGUCAAGAGUCAAGAAAGACCAUGAGCUUCCAUCUGAGCAGCGCCUACCACGUCUUUCUCCCGGACACCGUGGACGACGUGCACGGGGCACUGUCUCUAAUAUGGCUAUGAAGGAUCUGCUGCCACAUACGAACUUGCAAGAGUUGCGGCGUAGGAUAGAGAAGAGCGCUCAACUUCCUACAAAUUUGGCCUUCGGAAAGCUGACCGCAACUGACGAUGGAUCUUUCACCACGCUCCCUCCUGAGCCAGCCGGUACGGUUUCGUCACUACCGGAGGGCUUGCCGACGGAUGAGGAGGCCUCAGGAGACGAGACAACCCUACCUCCAGGUGGCACUGAGGCCCUGAAGCAAAUCAUAGACGAUCCCGCUGCUCAUGCAGCCGACGUCGUGUUCCCACACGCGACUACGAGUUCUUGGACCACAGCAGAGCUGAAAAGUUUUGUACUUCGUGUCUCCGCUUUCUUUGCCGACGAUCCCAUUCUCAUCAAGAGCAUCGCUGCGAGCGACGCUGCACUCGGCGCUACAGCUUGCAAUCUAGCAAAGCGUAUCGGAUCCAAAAUCAGGGUGGGACCGGUAUGAACAUGCUCUUUUGGUUUACACAUGAUCAUGUUUAUCAGCUUUUGAUAAUUUUCCCAGUUAUUUCAGAUGAAGAAGUACGACUUACUUCUGGUUGGUUGAAGCAUGAGCAAUGAGAAUGACAGAACAAGAACAUCGACCAUUACUACUUAGCUUUUUACAUCGAGAAGACCUCAUUCCCAUACGUGAUUAUGAAUCGUUAUCGUUCUAUUUUUGAAAAACACAACAGAAAUAUGCCAACAAAAUCGCGGAAGCUCUGGCAGAUGUGAAUGAAGUGCAACACGAGACGGAGAACAAGAUUUUCGCUACAUUUAAAACUUCAGACGUCUCUAAGAUGCUGUCAUCACCGACUUGUCCUCGAAGCAACGAGAUGUCUCUACUUGCGGGCGCUGUGGCCACGGGUUCCCCAGUCGAGGUCGAGGAGAUACAAGCGCUGAUCAAGCAGACCUACGGCAAUGGGCGCACCUUCCGCGCCCAGUGCUUCGGCAAAGCGCUUCAGACAGCCACUGCUCUGGCUAUCGUCAAGGGAGGCGUUUUUCAUAGCAAUGGGCCUAGUGGUGCCGCGGGUGGAGGCGCUCAGGGCUCUGCAUCCGAGCAGGCUGGUGGGAAAGCUUCUCCAGACGAGGAAGAGG